Nylanderia fulva is the source of this 3710-nucleotide messenger RNA. The record is from RefSeq and is a predicted model, not a curated record. Lineage: Eukaryota; Metazoa; Arthropoda; Insecta; Hymenoptera; Formicidae.
GGGUGGCCGUCGCAGCGCCCGGCAUCGAUUCGCGCCGUCCUCGUCGCCGCGCGGUAUGCGCGAGGUGACGUCAUGGCGCCGCGUUUACGCCAGCAGUGAGGGUCCGCAUCGCGUAACGUACGUUGAGAAGCUCGAGCGUACGCGGGCGAACGAGGAAAAUCUUUGUCUCGCGUAGAAAAAGGCAGUGUCAUGCCGUGGCCCUGACCCUAAAGCUGCCCCUAAGCCUGGUCAGUCAGAGCCGACCAGCCCCCGGGGGUGCGCGCCAUCCGGUCUCUCCUCUUUUCACUCUGCUCUUCUCUCGGCCGUUCUCCGCCGAUUCGUUCCUGAAAUCGCGGCCCACGGACUCGUCCUCGACGACUGGUACCACGUGACUUACCCUCGCGGAUCGCCACGACGGAGGAAACGCUCAUCCCCCUACUUAUUUAUUCUUUCACGCCAUGUUACAGUCUCAACUCGACGAUUACCUACCGUAUCUGGGCGGCGCAGCCGGUGCUCUCUUCGUCACCGGGGUGGCUUACUGGGCUUCCAGACCGAAGGCCGAGAAUCCGCUCUUUCCACUCGACGCCCAGGCAUUGAUACUACCGGGCAAUGAGCAUAUCCGGGUGUCGAGGUUCUACAAGGAGGGCAGAGAGGGCAAGUUCAUUACCUUUCUGUACGAGGAUACGCGCACCCUCUACGACGGUUUCCGUCGCGGCGCCAAGGAAUCCAAUAAUGGUCCUUGCCUCGGGUGGAGAGAUGGGCCCAACAAACCCUACCAAUGGCUUCAUUACAACGAGACGCUGCUCAGGGCGAAAAAUUUUGGUUCCGGCCUAGUGUCCCUAGGGCUGGUCCCUGGUCCACAAACCUUAGUAGGCCUGUACAGUCAGAAUUGUCCCGAGUGGAUUCUCACCGAGCAGGCAUGCUACACGUACUCGCUCGUGGUGGUGCCAUUGUACGACACCUUGGGCCCGGACGCUUGUGCGUAUAUCAUCAAUCAGACCGAAAUUAAUCUGGUGGUAUGCGAAAAUGACCAAAAGUGCAAUUUGCUCCUCGACAAAGCACCGAGGUGUUUGCGGAAGCUGGUGGUGAUGAAGGAGACCCGGCCGGCGACAAAUCAACGGGCGAAGAACCGCGGCAUCGAGCUCUACUCGUUCGAGGAUAUCGAGCGUUUGGGCGCCCAGAAGAAUCAUCCGGAAGUGCCGCCUAAGCCGUCCGACCUCUGCACGAUAUGCUACACAUCCGGCACCACCGGCAACCCGAAGGGCGUCAUGUUGACGCAUCAGAACAUCAUGGCGGCUAAUUGCUCGGUGCUACUGCAACUGGGCGAUCACGGGCUUACGAGCAAGGACGUGAUGAUCAGCUUCCUGCCGUUGGCCCACAUGCUGGAACGCUGCUGCGAGAGCACCCUGUACAUGGUGGGCGGCUCCGUCGGCUUUUACUGCGGCGACAUCAAGAGGCUGGCUGAGGACAUGAAGGCCCUCAGACCCACUAUCAUACCGGCCGUGCCUAGACUGCUGAAUCGAAUGUACGACAAGGUGCACAACGAGCUUCGCAGCUCGUUUCUGAAGAGAAUGAUCUUCAACAUGGGUAUGCGAGCGAAGGAGACGGAGAUCAAGAAGAGUAUCGUCAGGAUGAACAGUAUAUGGGACAAGAUCGUAUUCAGGAAGAUCCAGGACACGAUGGGCGGCAGGUUGAGACUGAUGCUCGUGGGUUCCGCGCCUCUGGCCGGAAACGUGCUUACGUUCACCAGAUGCGCCUUGGGCUGCCUGGUGGUCGAGGGUUACGGUCAGACGGAAUGCACCGCGCCAAUAACGCUUACUAUUCAGGGCGAUCACGUGCCGGAACAUGUGGGACCACCGGUGGCUUGUUGUUGCAUCAAGCUCGUCGAUGUUCCGGAGAUGGAAUAUUACGCGACGAAUAAUCAGGGUGAGGUGUGCGUCAAGGGUAGCAACAUUUUCAUGGGAUAUUACAAGGAUCCUGAAAAGACUGCCGAGGUAAUCGAUGAACAGGGAUGGCACCACACAGGAGACAUCGGCAUGUGGCAGCCUAACGGGACGUUAAAAAUAAUUGACCGGAAGAAGCAUAUCUUCAAAUUGUCGCAGGGAGAGUAUAUCGUGCCGGAAAAGAUCGAAAAUAUCUAUAUACGCAGCCAAUAUGUACAACAAGUAUUCGUCCAUGGAGAGUCACUAAAAUCUUGUAUUAUAGCAAUAGUAGUACCAGAAGUAGACGUAGUCAAGUGCUGGGCAGUGGAGAAUGGUAUACCCGGCACAUUGAGCAUCUUGUGCGUCAAUCCGGAAGUAAAAAAACUAAUCAUGGAUGAUAUGCUAACGUGGGGAAAAGAAGCUGGUCUCAAAUCCUUCGAACAGGUGAAAGAUAUUUAUCUCCAUCCAGACCCGUUCUCCAUACAAAAUGGGCUUCUAACACCAACGUUAAAAUCGAAACGGCCUCAACUGAGAGCAUAUUUCAAGCCACAGAUAGAAGAUCUGUAUCAACACUUGGACUGACCAGACUGAGCGAUUUCGUACUAUCGCUCGCCUGCACCAGCACUGAUCUUAAAGAAAAAAGUGAUGAUAGAGAAGGAAGCAAAGCGCCUUUCCUCGCCGCCGCUGCCUCUCUCAUCGAAGUCACUAUUGUCAUCGAAAAUAUUCGUUAACUCUCGAUACUUUUAUUAUAUAUCAUUUUCACAGGUACAUUAGGGGGUCGCAGACAAAAGCACCGUUUAGGCUAAUUAAAUGAUAAAACAUUACAAAUAAUAAAGGGAGUUAUUAUUUAGGCGCGUCUAGUUUCUCUCAUUCUUUCUCUCUUUCUCAAUUACAAAGGAUCCUUUGAUACUUUCGGUGAUGGAUAUAUGUACGACUCGAUCCUUCUUUAUCCACGUAAAACUCAAUAAUGUACACGCGGUGACCGUUGUUAUUCUCGUAUAAGAGAUAAAUUAGAGAAUGCAUUUUUAAUUGAUAGAGUCCGUCAAUGAACUCGCUCGAUUACGGCUCAGGUCAAGGUUACAACAAUUAUACGUAGUCGUUAAUUCGAAGGGGUAAUAUUUCAAUAUACCCGAUAGAGAGUCGGCGCGCACAACAACGUCGAAAAAAAACCUUGAUAUUAUUUAAUAAAUAUAUUUCUUGUUGGAAUAUAUAUUUUGUGGUUCGGAGUAUCUUUUCGAAACUUGAAACGUAGAGCAAGUGUUUACCACCGAUCUUCCAGAUAUGACGUUAACGAGAUAACAAUAUAGAAGCGAUUUUACGAUUCUUUCUGCCAUACGAAAAUAAUGCAUUUGAUAAUCGAAUGAAUCAGUGAUUCAGAUAGAUACUAAUUAUCUUUAUCGCGCAGAUAGGAAAGAAUUGCGAAACCGCUUUAUAAGAUUUAUCUUCCUACGAGAAUGGGUCAAUAUUUUUUUAUAUAAGACUUUAAAUAACACUGAACGGGAACUUUUGUUCUUGUUUGAUGACACUUUGCCAGUUUUGUACUCGUUUGCUAUGUUGGUUUUUUUUCGUCUAAAGAUCAAAGUCAGAUCAUUCAGUCGUUCAAUGUCGAUUGGAUAAAUUGAUGAGAAAAUAUGUACAUAUAGCAAAGAUCGUAUCUCGUGGCAAAAUGUAACAAACAAGUACAAAAUAGACGAUAUAGACGAUAUAGAUAUAUAUAUAAUAUAAUAAUACAUAAUUACUUAACCUCGCAAUUUGAUAGAAAUAACAUUUUCAAGUCUCUGAUUUCAAAUAAAUAUGACUUCCAAAUCA